CUCACGACUCGCCUCUCACAGUCUCCACCACCAUCCUCCUCGCCUCCAUUCUCGCGACUCUCCUCGGCUCCUACCACUACCCCAGUGCCCCCAACAGCAACCACCACCACCACCGCAGCAACCACACACCUCGACGCCUGGCUGACGCUGAACGGCUCGUGCCCGGUUUCCAGGAACUUGCUGCUUCCAACCCCGCUGUCCACGCCGCUCUUGGAGGUCGUUUCACUCUCGCAGUACGCCGCGGAUCGAAGGCGGAGGAGGGUUUUGCCCGCGCGUCUGGAUCGCGAAACAAGAAUGGUAAAACUAUUUCCUUCUUUUGGUCGUUGCUUGCAAAGGCUUUUCUGUUAUGGUGGUGAUAAUCCUUGGAACCCUUUGAAGGGUCUACCACUUGUGCAGACUUUCCUCCUCCAUCCCUAGACAAACCCUUGUUGGUAGACGUACUGCCAGUAAUCGUGUGUACUAGUGAAGAUGAAGAUGGUAUCUCAUUGUCCCCAUGUCUGAUGACUCCUUGGUUUUGGCCUCAACCAUUGAAUAAGUUGGCAGUUGCAGGCCAGAAGAUUGUAACCCUCGAUUAUCCAAAGGAUGUAGCAUUUGAAGAGAUUCUGGGAUCAUCUUCACCAGGUUGGAUUGCCGUUACCAAUGCUGUUAACGAUGAUAUUGUACUUAUGAAUCCCUUCACUGAAAAAAUUGGUAAGGUCUAUCAGGCUACUCCUCCUCCAGUUGUUAGGCUUCCACCUACGAGUAUAAUGCCUCAAAUGGACAUAAUCAUAGAGCAUUGGAGAAGAGACUGUAUAGAGAAUGAGUUACGAAUAGAAAUAAGCUACGAUGAUUUCAUAUCUAACAUUGUUUGGUCAUCAAACCCCAUGUCCCCCGAUUGCACCGUGAUGGUUGUAUAUGGUCCAAAUAGGGAUGUUGCAUUCUGUAGACCUAGAGACAAGUCGUGGAGUGAUGCCUGCUUGGACUUGGAAUAUCGAGAUAGCUAUACGAAAUUACUAGUGUAUUCCACCAAGAGCAAAUUGUUCUAUGCCCAAAGGUUCGACGGAGGAACAUUUGAAGGUUGGGAUCUCCAACAAGCUUCUUGUCCUAAGAUGAUUCAUCGUCUUGAUCAUACUAAUUAUGAAUUUGAUCCGCCUACUCGAAAAUUCGAGUACUUGGUGGAAUCCUUGGGAGAUAUUCUUCUGGUUGUCAGGUAUUUAGGUCCGCCUACUCGCCCCCCUUCAAAGACACAAAGAUUUGAUGUUUUCAAGCUUGAUUUCCAACAGCAAACAAUGGAACGUGUGGAGUGCCUUGGUGAUCGUGUCUUGUUUGUAUGUAUGAAACACUCAUUUUCUGUCUCGGGCCAAGACUUCCCAGAGUUAAAUCCUAACUCUAUUUACUUUACUCACGAUGAUGUGGAAUAUUGGCCUGAAUCUUAUCAAACCAGUGAUGGGUAUACGUCAGACCGCGAAGAUUAUGACAUUGGAUUUUACUGCUUAGAAGAUCAUAGCAUCACACCCCUUUAU
Corylus avellana is the source of this 1502-nucleotide messenger RNA. NCBI's taxonomy places the organism in Eukaryota, Viridiplantae, Streptophyta, Magnoliopsida, Fagales, Betulaceae. The record is from RefSeq and is a predicted model, not a curated record.